AUGAGUGGAAAAGGACGUGGAGGCGGCUCCUCGAAUACGAUGCGAAGUGUCGCCAAUGCGUUGGGAAUCGCCCGUUACGACAUGGCCAAGAUGUUGUCGCAACAGAAAGUCGAACCGCCCGAGCUUUAUCCGGUAACUGUCGUACCAGGAGCCCCAGAUAAAGACGGCCCAUUUCAGAAGGUACAAAGGAAUCCGGUCUCCCUGGAAAUGACAACUGACAUGCUUUACGUGUCACGACUGAAAGUGGAAUUGGACCAGAGAAUGCGUGACUCGCAGUUCUUUAUCGAAGCGGAGAACGGCGACGAACUGAAGCGAUACGUGGACAAAUUCUCGACAAUAAAAAGGGAAAAACUUGAGAUUGGUAAUUUGUCAAUUAAGAAAUUUAGGAAACCAUGACUUCAUUCAGAUAUGUCGCAAAUGCCAUCAGAGCUGGUGUGGCGCAGAGCUACAAAAUCGCUGAAAGAUCCGGCCGCGAAAAGACGGAAGAUUAUGAAGGAGGAUCCGUCGGUUACUGAGAAGUUGGAGAAGCUGGCAGAGAAGGAAGGACAGAAUAACGAGGACGAAGAGGAGGAGAAGCCGGACGAAGAUGUGAGUGAAAUGGAAAAAGAGCAGGAAACGGAAGGACAUGGUUUCAGAACGAAACAGGAAGUGAGAAGUCGGCGGGAGAAGAGGAGGAAAAUCCAUUGUCGGACGAUGAUAAUCAAGAAGAAGACAACGAUUACAUUUCGAAUUACUUUGACAACGGAGAGGGAUACGGGGACGGCGGAAGUGACGACAACAUGGACGGCGACGAGUUCUGA
Molecule: messenger RNA, 800 nt
Organism: Caenorhabditis sp. 36 PRJEB53466
Lineage: Eukaryota; Metazoa; Nematoda; Chromadorea; Rhabditida; Rhabditidae
Source: the annotation of a GenBank genome assembly